AUGGAACGAACUGGUGGUAGUGUGCCCGUCCAGCCUUGCGCCGAGCCUUACGCCCAGCCCGACGCCCAACCCGACGCGCUUCCCAACGCCCUACCCUACGCCCAGCCCGACGCCCAGCCCUACGCCCAGCCCGACGGCCUACCCUACGCCCAGCCCUACGCCCAACCCUACGCCGAGCCCUACUCCUCACCCUACGCCCAGCCCGACGCCCAGCCCUACGCCGAGCCCUACGCCUCACCCUACGCCCAGCCCUACGCCCUUCCCUACGCCCAGUCCCACGCCAAGCCCGACGCCCAGCCCUACGCCAAGCCCGACUCCAAGCCCGACGGCCAGUCCGACGCCCUAUCCGACGCCGAGCCCUACGCCUCAUCCUACGCCCAGCCCUACGCUUCACCCGACGCCAAGUCCGACGGCCAGCCCUACGCCAAGCCCGACGCCCAGCCCCACGCCAAGCCCGACGGCCAGCCCGACACCCAGCCCGACGCCCAGCCCUACGCCCAGCCCCACGGCCAGCCCUACGCCCAGCCCGACGCCCACCCUACGCCCAACCCUACGCCGAGCCCUACUCCUCACCCUACGCCCAGUCCGACGCCCAGCCCUACGCCAAGCCCUACGCUCCACCCGACGCCAAGCCCUACGCCAAGUCCGACGGCCAGCCCUACGCCAAGCCCGACGCCCAGCCCCACGCUUCACCCGACGCCAAGCCCGACGACUCACCCGACGCCCAGCCCCACGCCCAGCCCUACUGCCAGCCCUACUCCCAGCCCCACGCCAAGCCCGACGGCCAGUCCGACACCCAGUCCCACGCCCAGCCCCACGCCCAGCCCUACUCUUCACCCGACGCCCAGCCCUACGGCCAGCCCUACCUCCAGCCCCACGGCCAGCCCUACGCCCAGCCCGACGCCCAGCCCUACGCCGAGCCCUACGCCUCACCCUACGCCCAGUCCGACGCCCAGCCCUACGCCCAGCCCUACGCUCCACCCGACGCCAAGCCCUACGCCAAGCCCGACGGCCAGCCCCCCGCCCCCAGCCGGCUCGGCGCCCGCCAUGAGCGGAGCUGCAGGGGCGCCCGCAAUGGGGGGAGCUGGCGGGGCGCCCGCAAUGGGUGGAGCCGCGGGAGUGUCGUCAGGAGCCAUCUCUGCAACUGGCGAUCCGCAUUUGCAGAACGUGCACGGUGAGCGUUUCGACUUGAUGAGGCCUGGCAAGUUCGUCUUGAUCCAGAUACCGAAAGGAGAGCGUGCCGAGGACGCACUUCUUCGUGUGCAGGCUGACGCGCGCCGACUGGGUGGGCAGUGCGCAGAUCUGUACUUCCAGGAGCUGAAUGUCACAGGGGCGUGGGCGGAGGCGACGCAGGCUGGAGGCCUCCGUUUCCAAGCUCGCGGCGAGGUCCACGAGAAGCCGAUGUGGGUCAAGUUCGGGAAGGUUCAAAUCAAAGUUGCCUAUGGGACCACGAAUGAGGGCGUCCAGUACUUGAACUUUUACGUCAAGCACCUUGGGCAUGCUGGGUUCGCUGUGGGAGGGCUGUUAGGAGAAGAUGACCACAAUGAGGCAGCGAAACCUUCGCCGGCGUGUGUUCACCACACCUCCCUUCUUCAAGUAGGGGCUCUGAGUGGUGCGCCCAUGUUGUCGGUUGCAGAGGCGAGUUUCGCAUGA
Molecule: messenger RNA, 1653 nt
Organism: Prorocentrum cordatum
Lineage: Eukaryota; Dinophyceae; Prorocentrales; Prorocentraceae
Source: the annotation of a GenBank genome assembly